Messenger RNA from Brassica oleracea var. oleracea, 1170 nucleotides. RefSeq lists its product as uncharacterized. The coding region runs from base 62 to 1042 and encodes 326 amino acids. The transcript is spliced from 3 exons. NCBI's taxonomy places the organism in Eukaryota, Viridiplantae, Streptophyta, Magnoliopsida, Brassicales, Brassicaceae. Gene Ontology annotation, biological process: regulation of DNA-templated transcription. The record is from RefSeq and is a predicted model, not a curated record. Gene Ontology annotation, cellular component: nucleus. Gene Ontology annotation, molecular function: RNA binding; transcription coregulator activity.
UUUUUGUGGGGUGGGGAAACGGACAUCGAGAUUUCAGCAGGCCUUGUGAAUCGGAGAGAAAAUGGGGUCGAGUGUAAGAGAGGAUCAGACGCCGCAGCAUCACCCGCCUCACAUCAGCAGUCUCGUCGUGCGUCCUUCCGGUAGCAACGACGGAGAAGGCGACCGCCACGCCGUCGCCGGAGAUGACUCUCGUGACCGUCCCUCAUUUGCUCGCUCCGAUCGUCAUAAGAGUGACAAUGGGCAUAGAACUCGUGCAAGUUCUAGCUCACCACCACCCCGUCGUCCAUUUGAAGAUCACCACCGACACGGCUCGGAUCUGAAUCAUUCAGGAGUUCCACUUCGUGGUGGCCGAGAUUUCAGCAGCAGAAGAGAAUCAUCUGGGAGAUACAGAGACUAUUCACCGCCCCAUGCUAGAGUUGGUCGUCGCUUUGAUGGGCCUGAACCUGCUCAUGGCCGCCCUUUCAAAAGCGAUGGCAUUGGCAGAAACAACAAUUACCCAAAAGUGCAACCAAGAGAUGGAGAUUGGUACUGUCUAGAUCCACUAUGCGGUAACUUGAACUUUGCCAGACGAGAAGUGUGUUUCAAGUGCAAGAGGCGUCGCUAUGCACCUGCCAAUACUCCUCCACCGCCUCGUCUUCUUCCUCCCGUGAAUCUCUCCCCAAGAAGAGACUUCAAUGGCUACAGGUCUCCUCCACGUGGCUACCCCAGAGACUACCCGCCGCCAAGACUUGACCAUCCCACAUGGAGAGAAAGAGACAGAGAAGGAGGAGACCGUCUGCGUUACUCAAACCUCGAGUAUCCUCCUAACAGAAGAUUAGCAUCUGACUGGGUCCCGGAACCUCACUAUGAGAGACGACCACCUCUCAGUCCACCGCGUGGUGGCGGAUGGGGACGACAUUCAAGAGAGAGGAGCAGGUCGCCGCCAAUGAGAGACAACCCUCCACCACCGCUAAGAGAUUACCGCCGUGAUAGUUACUUAGAGAGAGGAGGGAGAGACGAUCAGCGUGGUGGCGACAGAGACAGGAUGAGAAACGCUUACUGAUACCAGAACAGUGUGUAUGUCUUGGGGAACGUGGAUGGUUUAGACAGUCGAAAAUUUUCCCUGAAAAUCAAAGCGACCUUUGUAUUACACCUUAGAUUCUUUUGUGCUAAAUUUGAAUGUUUAGCGAA